AUGCGUGAGAUGGAUGCUCUGAUCUCGGAGUACCGCCAUGAGAAGAAGCGCCCCCGGGAAUCGGAGGCUCUCUUCAUGCUCCGCAAAGUAGCCUCUAUCGUCAAACCAAUUAUGCGCCAGCGUUCUUGGCGCGUGGGAGCUCUGUGUGAGUUCUACCCGAAACAGAGGAACCUGCUAGGUUUAAACGUCAACUCUGGUCAGAAGAUUUGCCUGAGAUUACGGUAUGCUUCUGAUCAGAAGCAGUUCCUGCCUUUCGAGCAGAUCGUGGAUACUAUGCUUCACGAACUCUGUCAUAUUGUCCGUGGCCCGCAUGAUAGACAGUUCCAUGCACUGUGGAAUCAACUUCGGGACGAGCAUGAAGAGCUUGUCCUCAAGGGAUACACCGGAGAGGGCUUCCUUUCUCAAGGCAAGCGUCUUGGUGGCGCCAGAAUGCCCAUCGAUGAAGCCCGCCGUCAAGCUCGUGCAUCCGCUGAGCAGCGACGUUCUCAAACCAAGAACUCCGGAAAGAAACUUGGUGGAGCUCCUGUCCUCCGUGGAACCGACAUGCGCAAGUUGCGCGCGGACGCUGCCCAGCGGCGUCUUGAAGUAGAAGGGGGAUGUGCAUCGGGAACCUCUGAGGGUACCGAGCUUGCCGAAGAGGCAUAUAAUGGGUUCAGGACAAAGGCCGAGGAAGAUGAUGCGAAUGAGGCAGCUAUUAUGCAAGCAUUCAUCGAAUUAAUCCAAGAAGAGGAGCGUGAGAAGUAUGGCUCGUCUUAUAUUGCCCCGAGCCAGGACAAUCCUGCCGGGCCCUCUACUCAGGAAUCGCCUCCUCCAUCUGAUUCGCGAGAGACCUGGAAAGCCAAACCUGUGGAAACCACUCACGAAGACACCCCCGAUCUUACUACGGACAAUAUCUCCUACGACGCUCCCUGGACUUGCCCGGCAUGUACAUUGGAAAAUCGUCCUAAGUUUCUUUGCUGCGAUGCCUGUGGAUCGGAACGACCGGCUCCCAAAAAAAUGAAACCAGCAGAAUCCAUACGAAGACCAGAACUUCCUAAUCGGACGCGCUCGGAACCACAGAAGUCAAAGAAGCGUCCGCUGCCAGAUGACAAGGCCGACAAAAAGGACAAAGCGGUGGCGCGUGAUACGUUUGCUUUCAGGAAUCGAACCAGGGCCUUGGACACUUUAAAAAGCCUAGAACGGGAUGUCAAUAAAAGGCGCCUAGGGUGGAAUUGCAGCUUUUGCGGUUCUUUUAUGGAAUCACAAUGGUGGACAUGCUCUUCCUGUGGAACGAUGAAGGCGACAUCUUGA
This is a messenger RNA of Penicillium atrosanguineum, 1290 nucleotides long. RefSeq names its product metalloendopeptidase WSS1. The record is from RefSeq and is a predicted model, not a curated record. NCBI's taxonomy places the organism in Eukaryota, Fungi, Ascomycota, Eurotiomycetes, Eurotiales, Aspergillaceae. The coding region runs from base 1 to 1290 and encodes 429 amino acids. The transcript has 2 exons.